This is a messenger RNA of Cladocopium goreaui, 3714 nucleotides long. The record is from the annotation of a GenBank genome assembly. NCBI's taxonomy places the organism in Eukaryota, Dinophyceae, Suessiales, Symbiodiniaceae.
AUGAAGAGCGAUGGGAAGGUGCAGAGCCAGGAUGGCCAGGAGGAGGAAGGACAGGCAGAGAGUGUGUCAGUCAGGAGAAGCUUGUCAAACGAAUUGAGGCAGGCAGCUGCUACCCCAGAGAGAGGGCAGAAGAGACAGUCCUCAAGUCCAGGUAGCUCAGUCACCAAGUUCUAUCGUUUGGAUUACAUGUUUGGUUCUUCUAGUGAGAAGAUAGCCAGGCAAGAAGUGCAGCCUCUCAGUCCAGCACAGCAGCAAGCUCUAGUCAGUUUAGAGUCAGCUGAGGACAGUGCAGCAGUAAUUCUGCCACCAUCGAAGAGGAAGGGAGGCAGGCCCAAAGGUUCAGGGAGGAAGCAUGGAAAGCCAGCAGUUGGAGUCAGAAAGCAUCGAGCUGAGCCAACAGCACAAACCAAGUUGCAGCUCCACGCAGAACUAGUGGAGCUUUGCCAGCAGCCAGGCUUGAGCAAGACCAAAGCCAGACAGAUCAUAGGAUCGAAAUACGGCUUGAGCACGACAGCAGUCAGAAACUUGGAGAAGACAGACACAAUGGCUCAGAUGACAGAGUUUGUCAGCCAGAGACAGCUAGGCAAGCAAGGUUUGAGAAGAAGAGGCAGCCACUUAAGCAUGGAAAAGCGGACCAGCAAGGCCCAAGGCAGUCGAGUGGCUGGAGCAGGCAAGCAGCUAGGUCGCCCAGACAGAUGCAGAGUGAUUUGGAUGGCCACAGCCUUGUGGGCUCAGUAUGAAGAGAGCCAGCAACAUCUGCUGAGUCUCACAGACCUAGUCAGGGACUAUGAGUACAGGCUGCAGCAGUCCAUACAGCACAGAGAGGGAGAGGAGCAGUUGUCAGCAGAGAAGCUCCAGGAGCUCCAGGCAUGGAGACAGAAGCUGAAGACACUGCAGACCAAGAAGAAGCAGCGGGAUAAAGAGGCCACGAAGCUAGCAGCCAGAGCAGGCCUGCGAGAGAGAAGCUGCCAGCAGACUCAAAACAUCAGCAAGGAGGAGUUGAGAAAGAGAAUGGAGGCAGCUUGGAGGCACUACGACAGUCAGCUUUACAAGGCAGCUCAGCCAGUUGUGCAGGAAGACCUUCCAGUGAGAGACAGAGAGGCUUGGUUUGUCAACAGGAAGCAAACAGUGCUGACUUUCAGUGACCAGAUUCCUGUCUGGCUGAAGCCUCCUCCAGGCAAGAUGCUGGUCAGCACAGUGAGACAGGAGCGGGCCCUGCAGCAGAGGGUCAGAAAGCGAGCCAGGAAGAAGCAGGCAGAGCAGUUGAAGGAGGAAGCAGCUGGAGAAGCAGCAGAGCAACAGAUGGUUGCAGCAGAAGAGGAGCUUGGAGAGCCAGAGCAGCCUGUUGAGACAGCAGCCAGAAGUCCAGGGCAGGCGCCUAGAUGGCGAGUUUCUUUUGUCGCCAGGCAGGCGGUAGAAGAAUACUUUCAGCCAGACAAGAAGCCAGUGGGUCGAGUGAUGCCUUCCAUUUUGCUGGUCUAUGGCAGCCACUGCAGAUUGGAAAACAUCAGCGAGUCAGGGCACUGGCUGGAGACAGAGCAAUAUGAAUACCAGGGUCAAACAGUGCGCAGAGAGGCAGGACAGAAGGUUUCAGGUGUGCUCAUGCGUCAGUGGAGACAGCUGAGACAGGAAAGGCCAGAGCUUUUCCAAGGAGACGAAGUGUUGGUCUGGAGUCAGCCCAGUGCAGUUGUUGACUCAGUCAUAUACGCUUUCCAGCAGGCACUGGAAGCCAAGGAGCACAGACAGGCUGUAGACCUCAUAGAUGCCUUUGUAGGAGGAUGGACUGAGGCAGGCAGCGAGGCAGCCUUCAUAACACAGAGACUCAGAUGCUGUGUGGGGGCAGGCACAACAGGCCUCACACAGCUCACAGACAUAGCGCUUGCUCAGCCAGCCAAAGCAGCCCUUAGCAGAUACCACAAUGACCUGAGGGACAUGCUCAGAGAGAAAGCCAGACAGGAAGGUGUUACACCAACCUACAAGACAGGUCUUGCAGAGAUCCUCGAGGCAGCCAGAGUGAUGCACCAGAGGAUGCAGCAGCUCAAUGAAACCAGCGAGACAGUCUUAAGGGGAGCGAGAAGUGGAGGCUGGCUCCACUACAGGCCAGACGAGGCAGGCGACCUGCAGCCAGUCAGUGCACAGCCAUGGGCAAAGGACUUUCCAGAAGGCAACAGCAAGAUGGCUCCACACAUGCUCUCAGACAGAGCAAAGUAUGUGAAGUCAGGCAAGCCAGUGCCUUUCACAGAGGAAGAGAAGGGCCAGCAGCCACAGCCAGAGUAUGAAGGCUCUUACCUGUUCUCCAGCCAGCAUGGAGUGCAGACAGGCUUUUUCGUUGACAUGCCAGCGGAUUUUGCGAUGAGCCAGGCAGAACAGCUGGCAGUGGAAGAGUUGCUGCAGCAUCCAACAGUGAGGCAGAAAGCGGGCUCCAAAGCACAGAGGCAGGCAUUGGAGCAAGUCAGACCAGUCAGCAGCAAGACAGCAGGCAAAAAGUUGAAGCCCAGUGCCAAGCUCAAGUACAGUCACUUGCAGAAAAGGGAGAAAAAGCAGAGCAAGAAGACAGCAGCAAUCAAGACAGCAGAGAAAGCAGAGGAAGAGGAGUCAGAGUGGAAUGGUGCCAUAGGCAGAGUUGUUGGAGAGACAGCAAAGGCAGCCUGGCAAGGCUUGGUCGUGACAGUGGAGAAAGCAAAGGGCAGCCAGCUCCUCUGCCAGAUACCGAGCAAGGGCAGCCAGUGGAUUUGCAAGGCAGAUCUAGAAUGCCCUUUGCUGCCAAAGACAGCCAGGCAGACAAUGGCUCCACAGCAGCUCAAGGAUGCAGCCAGGCAGUCUUUGCAGGCAGAUUGGAUGCAGCAAGUGGAUCUCUACCAGUUCGGCCAGCUGGUGACAGAUGAUCAGCUCUUGGCAGGCUGGAGAGAGAUUAGCAGCAGACUGAAGCCAGGCAGUGCAGUGCGAUGGGUAACCCCAGCUCAAAGCAAGCUAGCAGCAGAGACAGGUGCAGUUUGCAAAGCCAUGGAAGACUUCCUGGCAGACAGCAAGACUUUGCUGCUGGUACCAAUCCACAGCUCAGCUCCACAGCACUGGACACUGCUUUCUUUGAGCAAGGCAGGCAGCAGCAAAGAAGAACAACCAGAGGUCCAGUACUUCGACACACUCAAGAUGCAGCCAGAAACAGCCAAAGCAGCAGCUAGCACAGUGCUGCAAGUCUGUUUGCAGACAGAGACAGAGCUGCCAGUGCCAUGCAACCGUUUCCACCAGUCAGACGGUUUCAGUUGUGGCCUCUGGUGCCUUCAGUACAUGGAAAGACAAGCCAGAGAGUUCCUAGGAUGUAGUCAGUCCACAUGGCAGACAGUUGGGGAGCUGAGCCAGAAGCUUCAGUCCUGGCAAGAAGCAGUGCUGAAGCAGAAGUCUUUAGACAAGGCAGCAAAGGCUUUGGAGGCCAAGAAAGCAGCAGAGAAGCAGCCAGAAGCUGAGCUGCCUCCUUUGCCUCCUCCAGAGCAGCCUCCUCCAGACAGCAGCAAGGCAGAAGAAGCAGGGAAGACGAAAAAAAAGGGCAAGGUGGCACAGACCAAGCUGCAGCUAGGCUGGGACGAGCAGUUUGGUUGCAGCAAGUGCAAGUAUAGCAAGACAGGCUGUUUGGCUUGCAACCCAGCCAAGAUGCUGCGCUGGGCAGAGAAGCAGGCAGGCAAAGGAACAAAAGAGGCAGAGAAGAAAAGUAAGUGA